This is a messenger RNA of Phalacrocorax carbo (great cormorant), 1845 nucleotides long. The record is from RefSeq and is a predicted model, not a curated record. Lineage: Eukaryota; Metazoa; Chordata; Aves; Suliformes; Phalacrocoracidae.
CGGCGGCUGCCGCUCGCAUACCGGAGCUGUCCGUGUCCCGGUGCUGCAGCACCGGCCGCUCCGCGCCUCUCCGGUUCGGGUCCCCGGCCAGCCCGGCCCCGCCAUGGGCGGUGGGGCGAAACGGCCCCGCUGAUCGCCGGCAGCCCGGACACCCCGGCUCCUGGGAAUUCGGCUACACAGCAUCCCGGGAGCUCACCUCCGCAGCGUCCCGGCUGCCUGGGAACUCGGCUCUGCUGAUCCCAGCUCCUCGAUAACCCGGUACUCCAGCUGCCCGGGAGCCCACACCCGCAGCACCCCAGCUUCCCGCACCCCAGCUCCGUGGUAACUCUGCACCCCAGCUCCCCGGCACCCCUGCUGCCCCAGCACCCGAGCUUCCCGGCCUCCCGGGACCACAACCAUGGCGUUCAUGGUGAAAAGCAUGGUGGGGGGGCAGCUGAAGAACCUGACCGGUGGCCUGGGUGGCGAGGAGAAGAGCGAGGGCGAGAAGUCUCCAGCUGAGGCACAGGGCAUGACCCGCGAGGAGUACGAGGAAUAUCAGCGGCAGCUGGUGGAGGAGAAGAUGGAGAGAGAUGCCCAAUUUGCCCAGCGCAAGGCGGAGAGGGCGACGUUCAGGUCCCACUUCCGAGACAAGUACAGGCUCCCCAAGAACGAAACAGAUGACAACCAGAUCCAGCUGGUGGGAGGUGACGUGGAGCUGCCCAAAGAGCUGGCCAAGAUGAUCGAGCAGGACAACGAGGAGGAGGAAGAGAAGAACUCGGUUAUCGGCCAGCUCAGCAACAUCCAGAACCUGGACCUUGAUUCCUUGAAAGACAAAGCUUCAGCCACGCUAGAGGACCUGAAGCAAUCGGCUGAGAAAUGCACCGUGAUGUGAUCUAGCUGAUCUCCCCUCCCCAUCAACGUGACGGUGGGGGACAAGGGAGGGGAUGCAGUGAAGGGUCUGGCAGUGGCUAUUGCCUAUAGUGGGGACCCCACUGAUGUUGUCACCCUUGCCUUGUGUGAGUCGGGUCCUCCUUCUGAGCCAUGUGAAGCCUCAAGUCCCUGACCCUGAUGUCCCUGUUGUGUGGUUUUUGUUUUGUUCUCUGGUCUGAGGUAGGAGCAAAAAGCCAGCAUGUGUCCCCCCUGUACCCCAAUGCCUCCCCCUGUGCCCGUGACAGUGGGCGUCUUUAGCGAGAGCUGGGAGAGGUUGCAGGGAAGGAAAGCCUGGAGUGACCUUGGAGUGUUAUUGAACCAUGUCAGCAUGAGAAGGCAAUGGCUUUCCAGCAGAGCGGUGGCCAUACGCCGUGUCUCUGCCUACACAUUUCAAGUGAGCCUCCUAGAAACGACAGGGAAGCUCCAAUUUGCUUUGCAAGGAUGAGGCACAAUGUGAAAUGCCCGCCCCCCCCUCACAUCCCAUACCCAUCAAACAAGAAAUAACAUCCCGUCUGUGCAAGAAAUACGAACCAUUUUGACCUUGAGGGCCCUUCUUAAAGGAGUCAGCCAGGAAGGACCUGCUAUAUAAUCCAGCGGGAAGGGGCUUGUUGAGGACCAGAGGGCUGAAGCCUCAAUUAAUGCCAGAUUGGAAUAAAGCCCCUCCAUGGUGCUCAUCUGAACCCACACCAGCCAUUCCCUGGAGCAGUGGUGGCACCCCCUCCCUCUCCUGGGGUGGGAUCCACUCAUGUCCUUGUUCCUUCCAGGAGAAGAACAAAGUGAUAAGGGAAAAAUCUCCUCCUCCUCUGUCGUGCUGUAGUUAUGCACUGUGCUCACUUGAGUGUCUCUCCACUUCCUAUGCUGUCCCCGUGCCAUGGUAUUGUUAUAACCGGUGGAAUAAAUACCAGGAGAUGUCUAUGCAUUUCUUUCUCUCCUCAA